UGGGGGUCCUGACGGCGCGGCUUCUUCGCGACUGGAUUGCAGGCAGCACAACAGUGUCAUCCAAGCACACUACCCUUUUCCUCUUUUUGCUCUUAUUAACGCCAAAAUAUGUCUGGCAGGGAAGGAGGCAAAAAGAAACCACUGAAGGCUGCCAAAAAACAGACCAAGGAAAUGGAUGACGAUGACAUUGCCUUCAAGCAGAAGCAGAAGGAGGAGCAGAAGGCCUUGGAGGCCUUGAAGGUCAAAGCUUCUGGCAAAGGACCUCUAGCUGGCACUGGCAUCAAGAAGUCGGGCAAAAAGUGAAGCCUGCCGAUAAUUCCCUGCUCAGAUUACCGUGACUGCAGCGUGCCUGGUUUGUUUUGCUCCGGUUUGAAGUGUUUUUUUUUCCCCCCCAUGACGGUUCCCAGGCAGUGUUAACUGGAGUCAGUGUACAGCUUGUAACGCCAGGUUUCACACCGUGAUAUUUUCUUGUCAUAAACACCUGUCGUCAAACACUGACCAGCCAUUUUCAAAUAAAAGGUUGGUUGCUGUCAAAAUUAUGUACUUAAAAUACAAGAAUAUAAUCAAAAA
Molecule: messenger RNA, 570 nt
Organism: Hippocampus comes (tiger tail seahorse)
Lineage: Eukaryota; Metazoa; Chordata; Actinopteri; Syngnathiformes; Syngnathidae
Gene: tma7
Product: translation machinery associated 7 homolog
Exons: 4
Coding region: 109-303 (64 amino acids)
Source: RefSeq, a predicted model, not a curated record